This is a messenger RNA of Schizosaccharomyces octosporus yFS286, 2683 nucleotides long. RefSeq names its product kinesin-like protein Klp6. Bases 62 to 2398 code for a protein of 778 amino acids. The record is from RefSeq and is a predicted model, not a curated record. Gene Ontology annotation, molecular function: ATP binding; microtubule motor activity; microtubule binding. NCBI's taxonomy places the organism in Eukaryota, Fungi, Ascomycota, Schizosaccharomycetes, Schizosaccharomycetales, Schizosaccharomycetaceae. The transcript is spliced from 2 exons. Gene Ontology annotation, biological process: microtubule-based movement.
GCAGUGCUUGUUUUCCAUCUACCAAUAUUCCUUCUUUUGGGCAAAAUCUUUAUGGUUUGCCAUGAAAAACGAUUCGUCAAUAUUCGUAGCAGUGCGAGUGAGACCGUUUACCGAACAAGAACAAGAAUUGUUGGUUGAAACACCUAAUUCAGCAGAAUAUCUUGGUGAUGGUUCCCUUGCGGGAGCAAAGUCGUCCUCAUAUUUCUCCGAACAGACGAAAAAAAGGGGGAUUCGGCGCAUCUUACGUGUCUUGGAUAACAAUGUGUUAGUAUUUGAUCCUCCAGAGGAAAACCCAUUAGCUGGUGUCCAAAAAUCUAUACUCUCUGCUGGUAAGCGGUUUCGGGACCUUCGGUUUGCUUUUGAUAGACUUUUUCAUGACAAUGCUACGCAAGAAGAGGUAUACGAAGGAACUACAAAAUCUUUGCUAGACAGUGUACUUGAAGGAUACAAUGCUACGGUCUUUGCAUACGGUGCUACGGGAUGCGGGAAAACACAUACUAUUAGUGGUGAGCCCAACGAUCCUGGUAUUAUAUUUCUUACAAUGCGCGAGUUGUUAACUCGAAUCGAGAAUGUCAAAGCUACCAUGGACGUUGAGCUUUCAGUAUCUUACUUGGAAAUUUAUAAUGAAAAAAUUCGUGAUCUGCUUUCUCAAGAUCCAACCUCGUUAGUGACUCCCAAAUCAUUGACUAUUCGAGAAGAUGCUGACCAAAACAUUUCAGUUCCGGGUCUUACAUGCUUUUCACCAAAGGAUCUGGAGGAGGUGAUGGAUAUUAUUGUACGUGGCAAUAACAAUCGCACUAUGUCCCCAACUGAGGCAAACGCGGUUUCUUCGCGAUCCCAUGCUGUUUUGCAAAUUUACAUUCAUCAAAAACCUCGCUCUAAUCCUGAUGGGAAGGAAUUGCAAUCGGUAUUUUCAUUUAUUGAUUUAGCGGGUUCCGAACGGGCUAGCGCGACAAAGAACCGUGGCGAUCGCUUGAUAGAAGGUGCUAACAUAAACCGUUCAUUACUAGCAUUAGGAAAUUGUAUCAAUUCUUUAUGCGACCAACGUCGUCGACAACAUGUUCCUUACAGGGAUUCAAACCUCACACGACUUUUGAAAUUCAGUCUUGGAGGGAAUUGUAAAACUGUUAUGAUUGUAUGCGUUUCACCUUCUUCUCAACAUUAUGAUGAAACCCAUAAUACGCUCAAAUAUGGAAAUCGAGCAAAAAAUAUCAAAACCAAGGUGACACGAAAUACUAUUAGUGUGGAUCGACAUGUUAGUGAAUAUGUUCGGGUCAUCUAUGAGCUUCGGCAGCGUGUAUCGUUUUUGCAAAAACGUAUAUCAGAGGAAUCCAAUCAAUCCUUAUCUUCGAAGGAAGCGAGGAAAAUAUCUUCUCGUGAAGUUCGAAUGCUGGAAGCAAGGAAUAUCUUGAAAGCUUCUUUUGAUGGAUCUCGAGAUUUACAAAAAGAACUUGUACACAACGUUCGUACUCUCAGAAAGCUUGAGGAUGAAAUUCAUCUUUCUCAAGUUUGGAUAGCACAAGCAGAAAACCAUGAGGCAAUUCCUAAAAAAGAGUUGGAGUUGGUGAAAAGUCGACUUGAACAACUUUAUGCUGAACGUACUUUAAUUUUUUCAAAAGUUAAUCCUGAUGAAAUAUGUAAAACAUUCUUGAACAGUAUAUCUCACAUUAUAGCUUCGUUUAAAGCAGAGGGUGACGAUUUAUAUGCUGAUAUGCUUCAAGACGAGGUCGAUCUAUUGAAGUCCAUUGUUGAAAAUCAAAUUUUGGAUGUAAGAUCGGAAGCAGAGUCUCUAUCUAAUGUUACAAAGAAGAUGCUACAAAGCAUGUUUUCAAUGCUUCCUUUACUCCCUGAGGAGGCUGUCGAUACAAACGAGUAUCUUGCCAAUGCUUUCGAUCAACUGGUUGGUAUUUCUCCUUCAGUGACUCAAUUCAAAGCUACGAGGUUUCCCCCUUUACCAAAGCAGUUCGGGUCAACGUCUGUGAAUGAUCUUCCUCAGUCACCAAGCAAGUUUAAAGCUCGUUCACCCACUAAAGCAGCUCGUGUUUUGAAAAAGCCAUUAAAAAAACGUGUCCGUUUUAGUGAGAUGCCUUUGGGAAGCCCUUUAGCAGCCUCUGGAUCAAAAACAAAACCUAAGCGAUGGUCUCUGGAUCCUUCUAAAAAUAAGCCUUCUCAAUUUCGGUUGGGGUCUCCUAUGCGUCGACCCGAUAGUCCAUCUUCACCAACCAAAAUGACACCAACACCUCAACUUGAUUCGGAUUCUAAUUUAAUGCCUCCCCCAUCUACCAUGCAGUAUCCUAAACGCGAUUCCCUUCUUAAGCUCAAUCCCGAAGCAAUAGCAAGUCGACGAACAUCGCUCGUCAUGCAACCUCUUCUAAAAAAUCCAGAGAAGAAAAGCUAAUGUACAUUCUAUUAUGGAACUUUUAACCUGUGGAGCGCAAUAGUCAUAAUGCUGCUUGCUACACCCUCAUCCACGCUCUUUUUAAUGAUUCUCAAUUUUUUGUGUCGUUUUACCGUUUCUCAUUGUAAUGAUUACUGCCAUUCCUUUCUUUUCCUUGUUUUCUUUUUGAUGAAUUACUUUAAUGCACUAAUACAUAUAAUACACGCAGUUUUAUUUUUUUGGCUCCGCUAAAUCUAUCGUUCGUAGUAGAAAGUAAAUUAAAUAACGACUUAUUCACAAGCAUUA